This is a messenger RNA of Coffea eugenioides, 1451 nucleotides long. RefSeq names its product GDSL esterase/lipase 1-like. Lineage: Eukaryota; Viridiplantae; Streptophyta; Magnoliopsida; Gentianales; Rubiaceae. The record is from RefSeq and is a predicted model, not a curated record. Bases 81 to 1217 code for a protein of 378 amino acids. Gene Ontology annotation, molecular function: hydrolase activity, acting on ester bonds. The transcript is spliced from 5 exons.
UAGUUACUAAACCAAUCCUCCUAUGAAACUUCGAUCGAACUUGAACCAGAAUAGUAAAAAAUAAAAAAAGGCAGUCUAUAAUGAAGAUGUCCAAGGAAUAUAGAAUUGGGCUUAACCUGGCUAAUUCGUGUAUCCAACUCUGCUUAAUUGCAGUAUUUGUUGUCCUUGCAAGUCUAACAAUCCCAUCGGAUUGUUUCCAUCAUGAUGACCAAUAUCCCAAAACCAUUGCUGGCCUCUUCGUCUUCGGUGAUUCACUCAUUGAUCCUGGAAAUAACAACUACAUCAACACAAGUAGAGAUGCCCAGGCCAACUUUCCGCCAUAUGGAGUAUCUUUCUUCAAAUAUCCGUCAGGGAGAUUUUGCGAUGGCCGUGUUAUUCCUGAUUUUAUUGCUGAAUACGCAAAGCUCCCUUUCAUUCCACCUUAUCUCCAAAUUGGUUACCGGUAUCAGUUAGCUUAUGGUGCAAAUUUUGCAUCUGGUGGCGCUGGUGCUCUAGUUGAACCCUUUUCCGGAUUGGUUAUCGACCUUAAAAAGCAGUUAUGGUAUUUUAACCAGGCUGAAAAACAGUUGAGGUCGAAUCUCGGUAAAGGAGGAGCAGAACGAAUCGUGUCCAAUUCUGUAUACUUGUUUAGCAUAGGGGCUAAUGAUUACUCGAGCGACAAACCAAAGGAUUAUGUAGCAAUGGUGGUUGGCAACAUUACAGCUGCUCUCGAGGUAAUAUACAAGAAAGGUGGGAGAAAAUUUGGAGUUGUAAAUAUGCCACCUAUAGGAUGUUUGCCACUCUUUAGAGCUGCCGAUUUGGCUGCUGGGGGGACUGGAGAGUGCAAUGGACAGAUUACAGCUUUGGCCAAGUUACACAAUGUCUUGCUUUCCCAGAAACUCAAGCACCUGCAGAAGCAGCUCAAAGGCUUUAGAUAUUCAUAUUUUGACAUCUUCACCACUGCUGUUGAAAUGUUCGACAAUCCAUCAAAAUACGGUUUUAAAGAAGUUAAGAGUGCAUGCUGCGGGAGUGGUCCUUUUCGAGGAGCUCGCAGCUGCGGAGGGAGGGGAGGAUUCAAAGAAUACGAGCUAUGUGACAAUCCACAAGAUUAUUUCUUCUUUGACUCCAAUCAUCCAACUCAAGCGGCCAACCAGCAAUUGGCGGAGCUCAUGUGGGCUGGACCCUCCAAUAUCACUUGGCCUCAUAAUCUCAAAUCACUUUUUCAGAUUUCAUUGUAACCUGAUCUACUCAAGAUAUGGUGCGUUUGGGAGUUGAGGUUUCAGCAGAAACGAAGAGAAAGUUGUGCUCUUUUAUGUUUGGGACUCUCAAGUGAAACCCAAAAAGAAAAGAAACGAAUGGAUUUUGAAGAAUUCCAAGUGCUGCUACCUUGUAAAAUUUUUCCGACUGAAAACGGGCGGAAAGCAAAGGACAACUGAGGGAAGUUUGCAAAACUUUUUCAAUUUGUCCACUUU